Messenger RNA from Malassezia restricta, 561 nucleotides. Its product is annotated as iron-sulfur cluster assembly enzyme ISCU, mitochondrial. The record is from RefSeq and is a predicted model, not a curated record. The coding region runs from base 1 to 561 and encodes 186 amino acids. Lineage: Eukaryota; Fungi; Basidiomycota; Malasseziomycetes; Malasseziales; Malasseziaceae. Gene Ontology annotation, biological process: intracellular iron ion homeostasis; iron-sulfur cluster assembly. Gene Ontology annotation, cellular component: cytoplasm; mitochondrial matrix. The transcript has a single exon. Gene Ontology annotation, molecular function: ferrous iron binding; 2 iron, 2 sulfur cluster binding.
AUGAUUUCUGGACUUACAACGUCAGUUUUGCGAACAGGUAUCGCUCGUAUGCCACGCGCCAUGGUGGCUGCUAGCCGCCCGGUGCGUAUGUACCACGAAAAGGUGCUUGACCACUACAACAACCCACGCAACGUCGGCUCGUUUGCCAAGGGUACCAAGGAUGUCGGUAUCGGCCUCGUUGGUGCACCAGCAUGUGGCGAUGUUAUGAAGCUGAGCAUCAAGGUCAAUGAAGAAGGUGUGAUCGAAGAUGUCCGCUUCAAGACAUUUGGCUGUGGCUCUGCCAUCGCCAGCUCGAGCUUCAUGACGGAGCGUGUGAAGGGCAUGACGCUGGAUGAAGCCGCGGCCAUCAAAAAUACCGAAGUGGCACGCGAGCUCUCGCUUCCACCUGUAAAGCUGCACUGCUCCAUGCUUGCUGAGGAUGCCAUCAAGAGUGCUAUCAAAGACUACCGCAAGAAUCGUCUGGAGUCUGGUAACACAAAACAGGGCCACAUUGAGAUUAUGCAGGAUGCUGCCACCGGUCAGACAACUGCUACCCCUCAUGUUGGAUCCGGUACUGUAUAA